Messenger RNA from Drosophila ficusphila, 1016 nucleotides. RefSeq names its product probable palmitoyltransferase ZDHHC24. The coding region runs from base 83 to 946 and encodes 287 amino acids. NCBI's taxonomy places the organism in Eukaryota, Metazoa, Arthropoda, Insecta, Diptera, Drosophilidae. The transcript has a single exon. The record is from RefSeq and is a predicted model, not a curated record. Gene Ontology annotation, molecular function: palmitoyltransferase activity.
UCUCAGGAUUAAACGCCAUUUAAUUAAAAUUUCAGCACUCUUCACAAUAAAUUUUAGUUAUUUUUACUCAACCAUCGCAGUCAUGGCUUCACAGGAGGAAAACAGGAUUUCUAGGAUCAAAGACCGCCUCCUUAAAGCUGUAGAUUCCUGGACUGAUCCCCUGGCAAUAUUUUUAAACAUCUUCCUUACCCUUUUUUACUACCUUUACGAUGUGUUCUACGUUGUGCCACAAAUGUUGGGAACCACUGGAAAUGCAGUGCACUUCGUAGUGACCACAUGGAUUGUGUACAAUAUCCUGGGAAAUCUGAGAGCCUGCAGCAAAACGAAAAGUUCUGUGGACACCUUGCCACCUGAGUUGAUGCAACCUGCGAAGGGAGAGGAGCACUUGUGGCACUCCUGCGAAAAGUGCCAGAGGACUGUUCCACCGAGAUCCUGGCACUGCAAAGUCUGCAAUAUUUGCAUUUUGAAGCGCGAUCACCACUGCUCCUUUGUGGCCAAUUGUGUUGGCCAUAACAACCAUCGUUAUUUCAUGUGGUUUGCUUUUUAUGCAACUCUCGGAAGUACAAUUGCCCUGGUCGAAAAUUUACUAUUCGCCUUAAGAAACAAAAUUAGUGUGCUUAGCUUAUUUUCCUUUAAUGGCCUUUUGCUUGCAGAGUAUUUACAUCGCGGCUCAGUUAACAUGGCUUUGGAGGUCCAAGUUCGAUUGGUUUUUUAUGUAAACAUAUGCGCCGUCUUAUUUCCGGGGCUACUGUUUUUCCAACAAAUAUUUCUGAUUCGAAGAAACGCCGUAAUGCAUAACUCCUCUGAUCGCACUUAUGAUCUCGGAUGUUGGAAAAACUUUGCUCAGGUCCUUGGACGCCGUCAUUUCUGGACCUUCCUAUCACCAAGUAUUAAGAGUCCUCUGCCCAACGAUGGAACCCAGUGGCAGUCGAAGCACAACGUCUAAAACUAUCUGAUUUUAUUCACAAAACAUUGACCAUUGUCUUGUGCAGAUUAUAUUCUAUUUUGCAACCCCA